Messenger RNA from Xyrauchen texanus (razorback sucker), 1406 nucleotides. It is a transcript of the gene tppp3, whose product is annotated as tubulin polymerization-promoting protein family member 3. The transcript has 4 exons. The record is from RefSeq and is a predicted model, not a curated record. The coding region runs from base 85 to 672 and encodes 195 amino acids. Gene Ontology annotation, biological process: positive regulation of protein polymerization; microtubule polymerization; microtubule bundle formation. Gene Ontology annotation, molecular function: tubulin binding. NCBI's taxonomy places the organism in Eukaryota, Metazoa, Chordata, Actinopteri, Cypriniformes, Catostomidae. Gene Ontology annotation, cellular component: microtubule.
GAGAGAGAGAGAGAGAGAGAGAGAGAGAGAGAGAGAAAGAGAGAGAGCAGGAGGGGAUAGAAGUUGUCCAGACUGUGUGUGUGCAUGUGUGUGUGUAAUUUGGCAGGAGCUGGGACACAGCAGUACAGAAUACCCAACAUGGCAGAAAGCACAGACAUGGACCAGCUUCUGAACUCCUUUAAGAAGUUUGCCAUCCAUGGUGACACCAAAGCCACUGGGAAGGAGAUGAAUGGGAAAAACUGGGCUAAAAUAUGCAAAGACUGUAAAGUCAUUGACGGCAAAAACGUGACCAGCACUGAUGUUGAUAUUGUCUUCACCAAAGUCAAAGCAAAGACAUCUCGGGUCAUAACAUAUGAGGAGUUCCAGAAAGCGCUGGAAGACUUGGCUCCAAAGAGGUUCAAAGGUCAAAACAAAGAGGAGGCACUAAAGUCUAUAUAUCAGUUAAUUGAGGGCAAAGAACCUACCAACGUUGGUGUAACGAAAGUGGCAAAAACUGCCGCAGUUGACAGAUUAACCGACACUACAAAAUAUACCGGCUCUCACAAGGAACGCUUCACUGAGAGUGGGAAAGGCAAAGGAAAAAGUGGACGGGAGGAGAUUGUAGAGCACACAGGCUACGUAGGGGCCUAUAAGAAUGCUGGAACUUACGACGAGAAGACGAAGGCCAAGUAAGGCCCCAUGAUGUCCAUUUCAACACAUUCUAAGCUCUGAGCUCCAUCUUCAUCAGCACUUAGAUCUGGACCAAAGCCAAACUUGAACUUUGACCUAUAAGUCACUCAGACACAAAGCAGUGUAUUAACACUGUGAUUCAAAGGAAGUGUUAUUAAUGUUUGUCUUUAAAACAUACGGAUAGGCCUACAGAACAUGGUAUUAUGGUCGGUUUUCAUUAGAAAGUUGACAUAUGGUCAGAGAGGAACUUGUCUUACUCCUAAGAUUUCAUCAUAAAGGUGGGGAACCAGAUACGAAGUAUAUCCGUUUCAGUUUUUGUGUUGCUGUGUAAUGACUCUAACAAAAUAUUAAUCUAAACGUCACUGUUCCAGGGAAGGAGAGAGAGGAUAGAGUGCCCUUUAAGUGUUUUUUCUUCCAACGUGCGUAAGGCUGCUUUAAAUGAUUGCUAUCAUUAAAUUAUCACACAAAUUCCUUGCUAAAAAUUGAAUAACAGCAAAGUGAUUCUUCAAAAUUCCUAAAUGGUGAACAGUUUUACAUGUGUAUAAUGUAUAUCCUUAUGUUGUUCUGAUUUCUGUCAUUCUGUAUCUUUCUUUUGCUUAGUUAUUCUACUGUGUUACUGAAACUGGAAAUUGCAUCACAAUGUUGUUUAAACUGUUACUUAAUAUUAUGUUGGUUAUGUAUUUUACUUCUGUUGGUUUGUAUUUUGUUCUAAUCUAGAUAACAAAUAAACUAUAUAA